Botrytis byssoidea is the source of this 2733-nucleotide messenger RNA. RefSeq lists its product as uncharacterized. Gene Ontology annotation, biological process: DNA repair; telomere maintenance. The record is from RefSeq and is a predicted model, not a curated record. Lineage: Eukaryota; Fungi; Ascomycota; Leotiomycetes; Helotiales; Sclerotiniaceae. Gene Ontology annotation, molecular function: nucleic acid binding; zinc ion binding; ATP hydrolysis activity. Bases 1 to 2733 code for a protein of 910 amino acids. The transcript has 3 exons.
AUGCCAUUUGGCCGCACCAUUCCUCCAGCACUUUCUUCACUCACUAGAAGUCUUUUCGCGCAACGCUGGAGAGCGCAUCCUCAUUCAACAUUUUACAAACCCGAUGCACCAAUUCGAGGAGCUUUAUACUCUUCUAUCGCAAACGCGAUGUUAAAACGAGCGGUCAAAGCUAAGGCUACGGAGCCUCCACUUCCGAAUGCGAAGAACGAUGCAAAAAAGGCAGCAGUUACGCCAAAUAAUUUGACAAGAAAUGGAAACAUUGAAGAAUCAUUGAAACCCAAACCUUCGCAGGCAAUCGGCGGAUUUGUACAACCUUUGAGACCAGCUUCAGCAAAUGGGAAGCUGUUGCCCAAGGAGAGUCAAUCGACCGUUAUAUCAAGUGUCGGCAGCUCUCGUAUGAGUUCGUUAUUCAGCGGGGAGGACGCAUUCCGAGAUACCCAGAAUAGUAGCUUUGAUCUUGUGGAACUAGCGGACGAAUUCAGCGAGGACGAUGAAAUAGAUUUUGAUUACAGUUAUACUUUGCCUACACAACCUCUGUCUACCAAUGCUUCCAUGGCAGCGCCCCCGAAGCCUACCUUUCCAACGAUACCUUCGUCUCCAUUCCGCGAACGAUUCAGUGUACAACGUGUGCCAAGUAGUAGCGCGCAAACUUGGUCGUCCUCUCCACCUGCACAUAAAGGAACGCCGCCUGGAGCUCUAAAACGAAGAGAGCGAGAGCGAGAGCAAUUGGCGGCAAAGUCUGCCAUAGUCGUUGAGGAUGACGAGGCACCAAAAUCGAAACGACGUACUUUACCAUGGCUGCAGCAGAAGUCAGAACAAGAUGAGGUGUCGCAUAAACAAGAACAAGCCGAAGAAUCAAACUCCGAAGGGGUUGGCUCAUCUGCUGCCCCAGUUUGUUUCAAAUGUAAAAAGACGGGUCAUUAUGUCAACAAGUGCCCUACCAAUGGAAAGGGAAAGCCAAGCGAGUGGGAUUUCAGCCCUCUGCCUCAUGACAAGAAAGAUAAGCAUUUGCCGUGGAACACAACCGCAAGUAAGGUUGCAGAAGAGAGGAGGGUGGUUAAGGAGAUGCGGAAGAGAAAAAUUGACAAGGCUGAAAAGGCUGCGGCGGAAUCCCAUGGGCGUUUAAAGACUGCUAAAUUAGCCCCAAUUCAAUUAACUGACGAGCAAACUCGGGUGAAGGACCUCGUUGUGGAUCAGGGCAAGAGUGUCUUUUUUACUGGUUCUGCGGGUACUGGAAAAUCCGUUUUGAUGAGAUCAAUCAUUGCUGCGUUGAAAAAGAAGUAUGUCCGCGAGGGUGACCGAGUUGCUGUCACAGCUUCUACAGGCUUAGCUGCCUGUAAUAUUGGAGGCGUGACACUGCACAGUUUUGGGGGUAUUGGACUGGGUAAGGAGGAUGUACCUACUCUUAUAAAGAAAAUAAAGAAAAACACCAAAGCUAAGCUUCGAUGGACAAGAACUAAGGUUUUGAUCAUUGAUGAGAUCUCUAUGGUUGAUGGCGAUUUGUUCGAUAAAUUAGAAGAGAUUGCCAGAGGAAUGCGUAACAAUGGCCGACCUUUUGGAGGUAUACAACUUGUGAUUACUGGGGAUUUCUUCCAACUCCCUCCCGUUCCAGAUUACAACCAAAAAAGUAGAGGUGUCAAAUUCGCAUUUGACGCUGCUACCUGGGGAACUGCAAUUCAUCACACAAUUGGUCUAACAGAAGUGUUUCGUCAAAAGGAUCCUGUGUUUGCAAAUAUGUUAAACGAGAUGCGCCUGGGGAAGGUCUCUCAAGACACCAUAAAAGCCUUCGUUGAAAUGAAGCGCGCUAUAAAUUAUGAAGACGACUUGACAGCUACAGAAUUAUUCCCAACCCGAAAUGAGGUCGAGAAUUCGAAUACAUUCAGACUGAGAAACCUACAUGGCAAGGCGUACAGGUUUGAGGCUGUCGACUCUGGGUCAAUUACCGAUGAAGGAAUGAGGGAAAAACUACUUUCCAACAUGAUGGCUCCUAAAUCGAUUGAACUGAAGAAGGGAGCACAAGUCAUGCUAAUCAAAAACAUGGAUGAUGGUCUGGUAAACGGAUCACUUGGGAAAGUUGUUGCUUUUAUGAGUGAAAAGUCGUUCGAGAUCUACGAUGCCAACCCAGAUAUACUUAACGAAAAAGAACUUUCCGAUGCCGAAGAAGAGAACCACCGCCAAUCAGAUCUCGCAAAGUUCAAACAGACUAACAAGGAGCUACCCAUCACUGGCGUCUCCAAUCAUGGAAGACUUUUUCCAUUGGUACGAUUUUCCAUUCCAGAUGGAACUGUAAGAGAUCUUCUUGUUCAGCCAGAGGAUUGGAAGAUAGAACUUCCUAACGGAGAGGUCCAGGCGCAGCGCAGUCAACUACCUCUUAUUCUUGCCUGGGCACUUUCUAUUCAUAAAGCACAAGGGCAAACACUGGAACGUGUCAAGAUUGACUUGAAAAGAGUGUUCGAGAAUGGACAAGCUUAUGUUGCGUUGAGUCGGGCAACAAGCCAAGCUGGCUUGGAGGUUCAGAAUUUCGACCCAAAGAAAGUAAUGGCGCAUCCAAGGGUUGCAGAAUUUUACAACAGCUUGUAUAGUGUCAACAAAGCUUUGGCGCACCCAAGAGUUGCGAAAGCAGAUCCACCAAAGAUACCAACAAAACCUAUCAAGCCAUUGCAAGACGAUAAUUUCUUCGACGAGGACGAGGAAGAAAUGGCACGCCAAUUCAGAAGCGGCGGGCGUCUAUGA